AUGAUAAACUAGGAUUUUGACAUCGAAAGUCUGUCUUAAAAUCUGGGAGGCAUUUCUAAUGACAAUUAAUAACUCAUUAAGGAUGUGUAAAAUAUUCUGAGGAAUGAAAUUGUGGAUGAAGACGGGCUGGUAAAAUUGUGCUAAUAAGGAUUCACGAAUUAAACUAGUAGGUUGAGAGGAAUAAUUUGGAGAUUAUUGUUGGGGUAUUUCCCUCUAAAUAGAAAGUAUUGGACUUAGGUGAUCAUUAAGAAUAGAGAUAAUUACAACAAUAUUAAAAUAGAAAACAUCAAGAAAGCACCGCCUCAAAAAAAGAAUGACCAUCCUCUAUCUAGAAAUACAGAUUCUGAUUGGAAUAAUCAUUUUUAAGAUUAAUAAUUAUGGUCUAAAAUCUAGAAGGAUGUCAUUAGAACAAGAGUGAAGGAAUUGGGAAAAGAGGAAUUUAGAGAGAUGUUAAAUAGGAUUUUAUUUUUGUGUUGUAAAUUAAAUAAAAUGGAUUAUGUCUAAGGAAUGAAUGAAUUUGCUGCAUUAAUUCUGUAUAUGUGUAUGAGUGAUCCGAAUGAGAAAUUGCAGAAUGAGAGUGAUGCAUUCUAUUGUUUUAUGAUAUUGAUGACAAGUUUGAAGAACAACUUUUAGCUUUAAAAGGAAAAAGUUAGGGCAUUUUAGGAUUUAUUAAAAAAAGUAGAUUGGAAAUUGCAUGAUCAUUUAGUAAACUAAAAGAUGGAUUUUUCUAUCCUGUAUGUAAAAUGGUUUAUGAUUUUGUUCGCUUAAGAUUUCCACAUAGAUGAUUCCUUACGCAUUUGGGACUGUUUAUUUUGCUAAAAAAACAAUAGAGAGGAAUUUUUAUACUAUUUAGCUAUCUCCUUCUUGAUUUAAUUGAGAGAGGACUUGAUCGUAGGUGAUUUUGGAUAAAUUUUGUUGAUUUUACAAAAUCUGGAGAAAUAAGAUAUAAAUUUGAGUGAAGUGAUCUAAAGAGCACAUCUCUUGUAGAAAGAGCAAAAAAAAUGUUGA
Messenger RNA from Paramecium tetraurelia, 1008 nucleotides. RefSeq lists its product as uncharacterized. Gene Ontology annotation, molecular function: GTPase activator activity. The record is from RefSeq and is a predicted model, not a curated record. Gene Ontology annotation, biological process: intracellular protein transport; activation of GTPase activity. NCBI's taxonomy places the organism in Eukaryota, Ciliophora, Oligohymenophorea, Peniculida, Parameciidae. The transcript is spliced from 3 exons.